AUGACUCGAACAGGUAUUACUGAAAAGGAAAUCUUUUCCUCAAUUUCUAAAACCUACGUGGCUCAGUCAUAUGACAAAUUAUUAACAAUCCAUAAAAAUACAUGCAAAAUCUUUGAUUUGAAAAAUAAAGAAAUGGAAGAGCCGGAUGUCAUAGAUACCGUAGCCAACCCAACACUAGCAUAUACUCCCCUGUUCAUUGAUGAAAAUACCAAGAAAUUGGGGUUUUUUUUAGUUAACAAGGAUGAUGAGACUGUUUACCUAUACCAAGAUUCAAAUAUCACUCAGGCAACAGGUAAAUAUAUACAUCGUGCUAUUUUAAAUAUCAACGACAUUGCUUUGUGUCAUGGAGGGAAAAUUUUGGCCAUUGGUGGUACUGAUACCGAAAUUCAACUGAUUAAUCUAUCAGAUAGUUCUUCUUCUCAGGUUAUUAAAGCCCCAAACAGUGUUUUAAAUUUGGCAUUUUCCAAUGUUUUAAACGUAUUGGGUGUUUCCUUUAUAGAUGGGAGUAUUGCUUUGUAUUCAUUAAGUUCUGCAAUUCCAGAAAGAGUGGACAAUGGUGAUUUGAAAAAUUAUGUCACUCCAAAUUUUUCAGUUGCUGACGAUGACAGUGACAAAGAUGAAUUUCAUUCCUGCUCUAGAAUAGAAUUUGGUGAAAGUACCGGUGUUUUCGCAUGUUGUAAUAAUAAAAGUAUAUCUGUCUAUCAGAUCAAUAAUUUAAAUAAGGCAGUUAAAAAAUAUGAACAUGCUUUACCAAUUUUAGAUUUUAAAUAUGUUGGGAAUGAUAAUUAUAUUUGCUUGGUGGAUGAAAGCUCAAAAUGCAUAUUAUGGCAUGUUGCCACUGAAACAGUAGUGUAUUCAAAUACUAUAAUACCCAGCAAUAGUGAUAAUAUAAAUCACUUAACAAGUUUAUGUUGGAGUAAAAGCUACACUGAUCUUAAUAAUUUCAAUAUUUAUUGUGGUACCACAAACGGAACUGUUGUUUAUAUUGAAAAUAUUUUAUCGCCUGAAAACGUCUCUAUUUUCCCAACUUCCUCUACCACAAAUACUACUGAGAAGAAGGGUGUUGGAUUAUUUGUAGAUGACACUGCUUCCGAAGACGAACACGAUCAAAACAUUGUUGAUGAUAUUAACAAUAACAUUGACAUUAAAACUUUGGGGGACAUUAAUAAUGAUUAUGACGUAGAAGUUAGUGGUAACAAAAAAAGAGCACAUUUAGAUGAAUAUGAUGAUUUAGAUGAAGAAUUAAAUGACUUAAAGGAUGAUAAUUAUAUAGACGAUUACGAAAACGAAGAGUCCGGUGGUAUACUCUCCAAUCAGCAUAUUAAUAACAAGAAGUUGAAAGUCGGUUCUGGUUUUGCUAAUAAACCAUUAAAACCUUGGUCUCAAGCAUCAACCGAGUUUAAUUUUACUGAUAGACGAUAUUUGACAAUAAAUACCGUUGGAUAUGUUUGGGCAGUUAAAAGUAAUGGCUCUCACAGUGUAACUGUUUCAUUUUUUGAUAAAACUUUUAAAAAGGAGUACCAUUUUGAAGAUGUUCAUCAUUUUGACAUUUGUUCUUUGGGAGAAAAUGGGGUCUUGUUGGCUAGUUCUACCUCAGGAACAGUUUUUUACAGGUCACAUACAUCGGAUGAUGCCAAAUGGUUGAAAAAAAUGCCUUUAAAUUCUGUGGGGAAUCAUGAAAUCAUAACUAGUAUUGCAGUAACCAAAAAAUAUUGUUAUAUAGGUACUUCUUUUGGAAAGUUCUAUACCUUGAAUAUGUUUGGAUUUUGUGAAAACCUAUUCAAAAUGGCACCCGUUUGUGCAUUAGUGGCAGCGCCGGAAAACUCCAGAGUUUUUAUGGUGCAUAGUAAUAUUAGUGGACAGUUAUUAACUUUUUCCAUUUUUGAUCAUAAAAAAUAUUAUCAAAAGGAUCAAAUUUUGCCCUGCGAUUUUAAAAACAUCUUUUUUACACAAUAUGGUGAUCCGUGUUUAUUUUCUCAGGAUAAUAACCUAAUAAUUUUAAGUAAAUGGAGAAAUCAGUUUGAAAGUAGAUGGAUUCCUAUUUUGGACGUAAGUUUUGAGUUUUGGAGACUGACUGGAGAUUUUAAUUCCAAAAUCCCUUCCGGAGUUCACUGUUGGUGUUUAGGUGUAAAUGGUAGUUGUAAUAAUACCAUGACUUAUUUGUUGGUCAAAGGUAGUAAACAUUAUCCGGAUUUCCCAAUUUCUGUCCCGCAGGAAAUGACAGUCAGAAUACCAAUAAUAAAUAGAAAAGAAGUAAAGGAGAUCUUGGAAGAAAAAAAACAAGAUGAAGAGGAUGCUGGUAUUUACACCGAUGAACAAGGUGGGUUGGAACUGCCUAUUCAAUUUAAAGCUGAGGAAGAAUUUUUACGUUCCAAGGUUUGUGGUGAAAUGUUGCGUGAUACAUUGAAAACAGAUGGGGAAAUGUUUGGAGAUGAAGAAAGAGAUUUACUAAUAUUGAACACAACCUAUGAUAAAAGUUUAUUGAGGAUAAUUGCAAAUGCUUGUUCUGAAAACAAUACGAAUAAAGCUUUGGUGUUGGCUAAGGAGUUGAAACAAGACAAGGCAUUAGCUGCCGCUAUUAAAAUUGCGGAUAGGGCUGGAAUGGUGCAUUUGGCACAAAUGAUAGGGGAGCUUAGAGAAGCCCGAUAUGCGGCUGAAGCAGAAAAUGUUUGA
Molecule: messenger RNA, 2673 nt
Organism: Saccharomycodes ludwigii
Lineage: Eukaryota; Fungi; Ascomycota; Saccharomycetes; Saccharomycodales; Saccharomycodaceae
Gene: CTF4
Product: chromatin-binding protein CTF4
Exons: 1
Coding region: 1-2673 (890 amino acids)
Biological process (GO): DNA repair; mitotic cell cycle; DNA-templated DNA replication
Cellular component (GO): nuclear replication fork
Molecular function (GO): chromatin binding; protein binding
Source: RefSeq, a predicted model, not a curated record